Acanthopagrus latus (yellowfin seabream) is the source of this 3383-nucleotide messenger RNA. RefSeq lists its product as uncharacterized. The record is from RefSeq and is a predicted model, not a curated record. The transcript is spliced from 5 exons. Gene Ontology annotation, molecular function: RNA polymerase II cis-regulatory region sequence-specific DNA binding; DNA-binding transcription factor activity. Bases 1164 to 2729 code for a protein of 521 amino acids. Lineage: Eukaryota; Metazoa; Chordata; Actinopteri; Spariformes; Sparidae. Gene Ontology annotation, biological process: regulation of transcription by RNA polymerase II.
AUGCUAAUUUUAUAGUGAAAAUAUUAAUUAAAAAAAUUAAAGCACUCAGCGGUCCUUGAAUGUGUACAUAUGCACAUUGUUGUUUUUUAUAGAGAUUCUUCUUUUUUAUUCUCUGCUCAGAGAAUAAUAAAAGAAAACAUGUGUCACACCUGUCAGCCAGAGUCUUAAAGGAACAGUUCAACAUUUUGAGAACAGUCACAUGACACCUUUAAUGUCACCCACAAAUGACUUGUUACAUUUAAAACAUUUUUCAGUUUUUCUCAUUACAUAUUAUUUAUUCAGUUUACUGUUGACAUGUUACAUAUAUUAUAAUAUUUUUAAUCUUUUACAAUGUGACUGAUCUCAGGUUCACAAAGUUUGAAGAGCCUCGCUGUGGUUGCUUUUUUAAAGUGAUGCAAAAAUAUAAAAAUAAUUAUAACAGAAAAUAAAUGAUACACCUGAAUUGUAUUAAUACUAAAUGAAUUACAAUACAAGGGGAUAACUAUAAAGAACUCAGGCACAAGUCAUGAGCAGGAAAUAAUGUUUACAAUAUUUAUUAUUUAUGAAUUUUAUGAAGUCUGUCUUUAAUAUAAAUUAUUAGAAACCAGAUAUCAAAAGAGGGAGUUCUGAGACAGCUCCAAUAUGGUGAUAUGAAAUUCACUCAGAACAAUAAUUUUAAAAAACAACGGAUUAAAGAGGGAUGUUGAAAUGUUUUUUUUACAAAAGAUUUAAACAUUAAUUUAGUAGCACACGAAGAAGAGCUAACACAAUAAUGUGUGAAAAUCAACACAACUCUCUGUUAAUACAGCCAAAAAAGAUUUAUUCAGUAAUUACUACGUCAAUUUAUAUUAAAUGUAAUGUUUAUACAUGUAAACAACGGAAAUAGUUUCUUGUUCUACCCGGAAGAGAAUCGAAAAACACUUCCUGUCGCUGCUGUCACCGCUGGUUAGCUGUUAGCUGUAAGCUAGCUAAUGUGAGAGUAAAGCGUCCCUUUUAUCCAGUUUAUGUCAUAAAACAAUCUGGAACAAAUCAAACUCAGCGUAUCUCACAGUCAUGUACAUGCAAAGUGUCACUUUUAUUAAUUUUUAUCUCAAAACUGAAACAAAUUGAGUCCCGUUGAUGUUUCACGCAGCUAGUUAGCAUUAGCGGUUAGCAGUAGUUAGCGGCUGUGUUCGGCGGGCAGGAUGAGCUCCUCUGCGGCUCUACACACGCAGCUGGCCGCCGUCAUGGAGUCUCUGGUCCACGCUGCGGUGGCAGAGCUGAAGAAGCUGGCGGAGGACAGCUCGGCCUUCCUGCUCAGCCUGGAGGUCCGGACCGGCAGCACCGGAGAGGACCCACCUCUGACGGCCGCACUGGAGGUGGACACCCAGGAGAAGCUGGUGCAGUUUGCCUCCGUCAUGGAGACUCUGGGGAACGAGGCUCUGGGGAAGAUCAUGAACAUUGUUGAUGAAGCCAGACUGCUGGUGCAGUCGGAGUCAAUGAGGGGCACCACGAGACCACAGACCAGCGUCCUCAACAUCCUCAACAAUGCCCGAGUAGAAGUGGAACAUUCAUACGGAGUCCCAGCUGAGAGUUUGAACACACACAGAUCCACUCAGACCAAAUCAGAGGAGCCAGAAGGAAAAGAAAAUCCAUUUGUGCUGGCAGUCACCGUUAAAGACGAGCACGGCAACAUCGACAUCGGAGCGAUCGCUGAGAGAGCUGAGGUGGAAGCUGCUGAGCUGGAAGCUGCUGAGCUGGAAGCUGCUGAGCUCGAGCCGUCUGAGCUGCAGAUACACGAGGACGCUCCCGGCACACCAGGCUUUGUCCUGCAGAGCGUCACGUGGAAAUACUUGAUGUGUAAGGCCUGCGGGAAAUCCUUCACCUCUCAGAGCAACUUGAAGGCUCAUUAUCGCAUCCACACGGGCGAGAAGCCGUUCAGCUGCAGCGUUUGCGGCCGAGCUUUCCGUCAGCGGCAGGGCAUGCAGAUCCACAUGAGGACGCACACCGGUGAGAAGCCAUAUGAGUGUCUGGAGUGCGGAAAGUGUUUCUCCAAACAGACGCAGCUCAAGACCCAUGCUAUCAUCCACACCGGAGAGCAGCCGUUCAGCUGUGACGUGUGUGGCCGCCGCUUCAACCUGCUGCAGAACCUGCACCGCCACGCAAACACGCACAGCGGGCAGAAGUUCUUCUGCUGCCGUCUCUGUGGGAAAGGCUUCACCCGCGCUGUUACGCUCAGAUCACACGAGCUCAUCCACACCGGACAGAAGCCCUUCAAAUGUGAGCAUUGCCCCAAAACCUUCCGCCACACCGUCAAUCUCAAGUCCCACCUGAGGAUCCACAGCGGCGUGCGGCCGUACAGCUGCGAGCUCUGCGGGAAGAGCUUCCGCCAGUCGGUGAACCUGAAGAUUCACAAGAGGAUCCACACCGGCGAGCGCCCCUACAGCUGCGAGGAGUGCGGCAAGACGUUCAGCCAGCAGAGCAGCCUGAUCACGCACGGCCGCGUGCAUUCCAACGAGCGGCCGUUUGAAUGCAGCUCCUGUGACAAAAGAUUCAACAACGCCAACAGCCUGAAGCUGCACCUGCGCAUCCACACAGGAGAGAAGCCAUACUCUUGCGACAUCUGCGGCAAGAGUUUCAGCCAGGGCAGUCACUUGAGGACGCACAAGAGACACGUCCACGCCGGCGGCAAGCAGUACAUCUGUGACAAGUGUGGGAAGAGAUACUCUGACCAACGCAACCUGAAGAUGCACAAGUGCAGCUACGCCUGAAUGUAGCUGCCGUUUGGAACAGUCAGGGAGAAUUUAAUGACUUGAACUGUGUAUUUUGAGAUAGAACACUAAUUGUUGAAAGGGAUUUUUACUAAUCAUAGCCAAUACAUGUUGAAGUGGGCGGGGCUUCAGCUUCAGUGACCUGAACAUCUCCAGUUUGUCCCGUCACUUUAAAUUCUACCUCCUCUGAUCCUCAGUGUCUGUUGCCAAGGAGAUGGCAGUACCUGCAGCUGUGACAUCAUGAUGUUAGUUAUUAAAAUGAACUUUUAACUUCAGCUGCCUGACAACAGAGACCGAAGCUCCCUGAUUGGAUGAUUCCGACAGCAAAGGAGAUGGGAGAUCACUUUCGUUCAGUCUGUGACCUUUGGCCUCUCUCGGCUCAGUGUUAUAGAAUCAUGUAAGAAACUCCAUUAGAUUUAGAUUCAUAUCAGAAGUACGUCAUAUUCAGUCUGAGCAGUUAAUGUGUAUUUAUAUCCUGAAUACACACACCUGUACCUGUACAUACUGGAUAUUAGCCCUGCCCACUGAAAUACUGUAUUCCGAUUGGUAGAAGCCAUGAAUUUAAAGUUGUGUUUAUCAUGUUGAUGAUAUCGUAAAUGUGUAUAUAUGCACAUUGUUGCUUUUUAUAAUUUAAUAAAUGAUAUUUUUCAUUUG